This is a messenger RNA of Acomys russatus (golden spiny mouse), 2451 nucleotides long. RefSeq names its product pyruvate dehydrogenase kinase 3 (gene Pdk3). Bases 169 to 1470 code for a protein of 433 amino acids. NCBI's taxonomy places the organism in Eukaryota, Metazoa, Chordata, Mammalia, Rodentia, Muridae. The transcript is spliced from 13 exons. The record is from RefSeq and is a predicted model, not a curated record. Gene Ontology annotation, cellular component: mitochondrion. Gene Ontology annotation, biological process: regulation of glucose metabolic process; protein phosphorylation. Gene Ontology annotation, molecular function: pyruvate dehydrogenase (acetyl-transferring) kinase activity.
GUGUUUGUGUAGGUGCUGAGGCGGCGGGCGACUGCCCUGGUGGCGCCAAGGCCGAGCCCUAGGUGGAGGUAAAGCCCUGUGGGCACUGCCUCCCCGUUGUGGCUCGGCGUUGGCGGCCCCUGUGGCGGUCCGGGACAUCUCCGGGGAUAGGCGCAGAGCUCCGUGAAGAUGCGGCUCUUCUACAGGCUACUCAAGCAGCCUGUGCCCAAGCAGAUCGAGCGCUACUCCCGCUUCUCUCCGUCGCCUCUCUCCAUCAAACAGUUCCUGGACUUUGGAAGAGAUAAUGCAUGUGAAAAAACUUCAUAUAUGUUUCUGCGCAAAGAGCUUCCUGUGCGACUGGCUAACACAAUGAGAGAAGUUAAUCUUCUGCCAGAUAACUUGUUGAGUCGCCCUUCUGUGGGAUUAGUUCAGAGUUGGUACAUGCAGAGCUUCCUUGAACUUUUAGAAUAUGAAAACAAGAGCCCAGAAGACCCACAGGUUUUAGAUACCUUUCUCCACGUUUUGGUUAAUAUCAGAAACAGACACAAUGAUGUUGUUCCUACAAUGGCCCAAGGUGUGAUUGAGUACAAGGAAAAGUUCGGAUUUGAUCCAUUCAUUAGCAGUAACAUCCAGUAUUUCCUGGAUCGUUUUUAUACCAACCGUAUUUCUUUCCGGAUGCUUAUUAACCAGCACACACUUCUGUUUGGUGGUGACACUAAUCCUGCUCAUCCUAAACACAUAGGAAGUAUUGAUCCCACCUGUAAUGUAGCUGAUGUGGUGAAAGAUGCAUAUGAAACAGCCAAGAUGCUCUGUGAACAGUAUUACCUGGUAGCUCCAAAUCUGGAAGUGGAAGAAUUCAAUGCCAAAGCACCAAACAAACCUAUUCAGGUAGUUUAUGUGCCGUCACAUCUGUUUCACAUGCUAUUUGAGUUGUUCAAGAACUCAAUGAGAGCUACAGUUGAACUACAUGAAGAUAGAAAAGGGGGCUACCCGGCUGUUAAAACUCUCGUUACUCUGGGUAAAGAAGACUUGUCCAUUAAGAUAAGUGACCUAGGUGGUGGAGUCCCACUUCGAAAAAUAGACCGUCUUUUUAACUACAUGUACUCAACUGCUCCCCGGCCCAGCCUGGAGCCUACAAGAGCUGCUCCCUUGGCUGGAUUUGGUUAUGGCUUGCCAAUUUCUCGACUGUAUGCCAGGUACUUUCAGGGAGAUCUAAAACUGUAUUCCAUGGAAGGAGUGGGUACCGACGCUGUCAUUUAUCUGAAGGCCCUUUCAAGUGAGUCCUUUGAGAGGCUGCCAGUCUUCAAUAAGUCUGCAUGGCGCCAUUAUAAGACCACUCCUGAGGCUGAUGACUGGAGUAAUCCCAGCAGUGAACCAAGGGAUGCAUCAAAAUACAAGGCUAAACAUACCCUGGAAGACUCCUUUAUAGCCAGAUUGUUCUCCUCUCUCUACUAUAGAUGUUUUCUGACCAUCACCAGAGGGACAAGAUGAAGACUAAUAGAACAUUUUAGGAAAGGAGUGCUGUGAUCGUCUCUGAAGAAAGAUUAUCUUCUGCAAGUCAACCAGAGACCUUUAUUUCCACCUACUCUUAUCCGUGACACUAUUGUUAUUCGCAGUGCUUGAAUAUGUUGCUUCCUUUAAUUGACUCACUGUUUCAAUGGAACCCUUCCUGUAGUUACUCCAGUCAUACCUUUCACUAAAGUUGUAACCUGAGCAAUUUGUCAUGGUGUCUUGCUGUGGCAUCAUUAGCACCCGUCGCAAAAGAGCACAGAACCUCCUUAGCACUCUUGAAUCCUAUACUCUACCUUGUUAGGGAGUUUGGUGUCUGAAGUCUGCCCAGGGUUCUGAGCUCUUCUCAUUCCAGAUACAGCAGCAGAUCUUACUGCUGCUCUUUGUGACCAAAGCUCUAGCUAGGGCCUGGGGAGUCUGGAAGUGGAAGGCAUCAGUGGAACACAUCCUGAAUAUUCAUUCCCCGGUUCUUCCUGUCCCUGUCCCCUUCAUUCUCUGACUUAGACUGUUGCGCCUUCCAGCUGACUGUAUUGUCAUGGUGAGGUGUGGUACUUUGAUGUUAGAACCUAUUCAUCUGUAAUAAUUGGGCUUUAAGGUUCAUUUGCAUACUUCUGUUCCAUUGAUAAAAGCGCUCUAAAAGUUGUCUUAGAAUUUCUUACUUAACACCUUGGUUUGAAUUUUUUUUAAGUGAAAAACUACUUUCUAGUCAAUAUUAGACUUGUAAAGAAAGAGUGGGAAGUACAGGUGUGUGUUUCCGUGAAAGCUUCACUAACCUCAUACUGUCUCUUUGCCAUAUGAAAUUCCUCUUGUAGUCAUCUUAGGACCUGGAAUUCUGUUCAUAUAUGAUGUACUUGACUCACUAUAACACAGAUUGUCACAUUAUUUUUUUAAAAUGUUAUAGAUUUUGAUAACUUUCAUUGUCAUUGCUUUUGCCAGUUUUAAAACUGUCCACUCAAUCUGAUU